Myotis daubentonii (Daubenton's bat) is the source of this 2654-nucleotide messenger RNA. It is a transcript of the gene SURF6, whose product is annotated as surfeit 6. Gene Ontology annotation, cellular component: nucleolus. Gene Ontology annotation, molecular function: RNA binding; DNA binding. The record is from RefSeq and is a predicted model, not a curated record. Lineage: Eukaryota; Metazoa; Chordata; Mammalia; Chiroptera; Vespertilionidae. Gene Ontology annotation, biological process: ribosomal large subunit biogenesis; ribosomal small subunit biogenesis.
CUGGGUUGCUUAGCGUCGCGCGGGCGGGGGACCGGCACUGACGUAGGGCGCUGCGCCCCCGUGCCCCGGAGCAGCACCCCGAGGGAGCCCCCCCGAGCCUCCGGCCAUGGCUUCCCUGCUCGCCAAGGACGCUUAUCUGCAGAGCCUGGCCAGCAAGAUCUGCGCCCGGCCCAGCCCCGAGCCGCACCAGCGCAAGUCGAGGGGCAAAGCUCAAGGCUCAGAAGCUGCUGGCCCCCCCAAAAAGAAGAGGAAGAGGGCACAGAAGAAACCCCGGGAGCAGAGGGAGAAGGCCGUGGAGUCCAAGGCCCAGGCCCUGGGGGAGAAGCCUCGGGCAGCUUCCCAGGCCAGGAAGCCCUUGGCAGCCAAGCAGGAGAGGGCCUCUGACUCCUCCGGGGUCCCUGCAGAUGGCCCGGCCACGGAGUCCGACUCCCUCUUUGCCCUGGAUGUUCUGCGGCAACGGCUGCAUGAGAAGAUCCAGGAGGCCCGGGGCCAGGGCGCCACCAAGGAGCUGUCCCCCGCCGCUUUGGAGAAAAGACGGCGGCGGAAGCAGGAGCGGGACCGGAAGAAGAGGAAGCGGAGGGAGCUGAGGGCGAAGGAGAAGGCGGCAAAGGCCGCGGGGCCCGUGGAGGCUGCGGACCCGGCCCCCGAGGCGCCCGGCCAGGAGGCGCAGGGCCAGGCAGGGCUGCUGUUCAACAAGGUGGAGGUGGGCGGCGAGGAGCCGGCCAGCAAGGCCCAGCGCCGGAAGGAGAAGCGGCAGAAGCUGAAGGGGAACCUGCCGCCGCUGACGGGCAAGAACUACCGGCAGCUGCUGGAGCGGCUGCAGGCGCGGCAGGAGCGGCUGGAGGAGCUGCGGGAGCAGGACGCGGGGAAGGCGCGGGCGCUGGAGAGCAAGAUGCAGUGGACGGCGGCGCUGUACCGGGCCGAGGGCGUGCGGGUCCGCGACGACGAGCGCCUGCUGCAGGCGGCGCUGAAGCGCAAGGAGAAGCGGCGGGCGCAGCGGCAGCGCCGGUGGGAGAAGCGCACGGCCCACGUGGUGGAGAAGAUGCAGCGGCGGCAGGAGCACCGCCGCCAGAACCUGCGCCGGAAGAAGGCGGCCAAGGCCGAGCGGCGCCUGGAGAAGGCCCGCAAGAAGGGCCGGGUCCUGCCGCAGGACCUGGAGCGGGCCGGCCUGGCCUGAGGGCGCCUGGCGGCCCCGCCCUGGCCCCCGGCCCCCCUGCGGCUGCAGCAGCGCUGGGCCGGCCCCAGCCCAUGCGCACUCACACUCACUCACAGGCUGGGUCACGUGGGCGAGGGAGGACGUUAUUGAGAACAGGAGCCCAGGCCCCAGGGGAGGGGACCAGGUGGGCUCCCGCCUUCUCUUGUGACUCCGGGAACCACCACCCCUCCCCCCCAAGUGUGCAGGCUGAGGGGCGAGGGAGCAGUGUGGAGGCCCUGGGACUUGGGGCGCUCGCUGCUCCUCCCCUGCCGUGUUCACAGGAGCAGGAAGGAAAGGCCUUGGUGGCUGCCGGCGUCACUUGGAAGCGACAAAAACCAGCGCCCGCAGCCCGAGCCCAGGAUGGAGCUGACGGCUGGUCACUGGGGGAAGGGAAGGCGGUGACCUCGGGUGGGACUGGAAUGGCAUUGUUCUAUUUGUAAGAAGGGUGAGAAUUAGAGUUCAAGGUAAACAUGCACAUUAAGAAUCCUAACAGCCCAGCCUGCGCGGCUCAGUGGUUGCGCAUCAACCUAUGAACCGGGAGGUCAUGGUUCAGUUCCCGGUCAGGGCUCGUGCCCAGGUUGCAGGAGGCAGCCUAUCAAUGAUUCUUAUCAUUGAUCUUUCUAUCUCCCUCUCUCUGAAAUCAACAAAAACAUUUAAAUAUAUAUAUAUAUAUAUUCAUUUCAGAGAGAGAGAGAAACAUCAGUGAUGAGAGAAUCAUUGAUGGGCUGCCUCCUGCAUGCCCCCCACUGGGGAUCGCGCCUGCAAUCGGGGUAUGUGCCCUUGAUCUGAAUUGAACCUGGGACCCUUCAGUCCGCAGGCCGACUCUAUCCACUGAGCCAAACCAGCCAGGGCAAUAAAAAUGUAUUUUCAAAUAGAAAAGGGUGUUUCUUCAUCUUUAUGUAAAUAAAUGAUACCAUUUGGACGUGAAAAUUCAAGUAUUGAAGGUUAAGUUUAUUCAGUAUAUAAACACAAAGUUUAUCCUAUUGGGUGGGGAGGGAAAAUACGGGUAAGUACACAGAGAAUGAGUCAGUGUCAUAACUCAUGAAAGGGCAUUAAUAUCACAUUGUUUAAGCAAAUAGAGGAUGAAAGGUUUAUGAAAUUAUGACUAACAAUUUCCCACUGGAUUAAAGUUCAAAUGUUUUUUGUUUUUUUAAAAUUGAUCCUUAGAGGGGAAGGGAGAGCGAGAGAGAGACAUCAGUGAGAAAGAAACAUCAAUUGGCUGCCUCCUGCAUGGCCUCCACCAGGGAUGGAAGCUGAAACCUGGGCAUGUGUCCUGACGGGGAGUCAAACCAGUGACCUUUGGUGCAUGGGUUGAUACUCAACAACUGAAUCUUAACACCUGCCAGGCUAAACUCCACAUCUUUCAAAUUACUGGGGGAAAAAAAAACAUAAAGGAAACAAACCACACAGGGUAAGGUCCUCCGCUAUUAAAAACAAGAAAUAAAAAUACCUUCAUUGA